Pseudomyrmex gracilis is the source of this 3209-nucleotide messenger RNA. Its product is annotated as excitatory amino acid transporter-like. Gene Ontology annotation, molecular function: L-glutamate transmembrane transporter activity; glutamate:sodium symporter activity; neutral L-amino acid transmembrane transporter activity. The transcript is spliced from 10 exons. Bases 787 to 2436 code for a protein of 549 amino acids. Gene Ontology annotation, biological process: L-glutamate transmembrane transport. Gene Ontology annotation, cellular component: plasma membrane. The record is from RefSeq and is a predicted model, not a curated record. Lineage: Eukaryota; Metazoa; Arthropoda; Insecta; Hymenoptera; Formicidae.
UCAUCUCACGUUUUCUCACUUUUCGCCCGAUGUGUCGAGCAGCGGCUCGAUAUUUUGGCAGUUUUCUGCGAAAUGCGACUGCAUUCUUCCUCUCUUCGGCGUUUAUUAUUCGGUGCCGUGCGACCCGCCGCGAUGAGUGGCCUCUUCCUGUGAGAUCUACCGGUCUUUCUUUCUCCCUUGAAGCAUCUCCGUCCGUCUACGUCCCCUUUUCCCCUUUCGAUAUAAGCGCCUUUCGCUUCCCCGCGCACACUAAUCAAGCUUCCUGGAUGGGGCGCAUUAUCUGGCUGAUUGUAGGCAGAUCCGCGAUAUCCAGCCCACCAGCAGAUCUGACCGAUCUGUCGAUCGCGAAAAGCCCGUCGGAAGCUCUCUUGCGGAUGUCGUUUGCAAUAGUGCGGUGCAAUGAUCCUGGAUGUAAUCAGAUCAGGUGUGACCUCCUUCGGGGCCUUACCCCCUUGUGCGCGAUCUGCCGCGAUGGGUCUUGCUAGUACGCGCGAAAGCAUCGCCGUGUGUCGCGAUACGUUUACGCGAACGAUUUGCGCGCAUCUUGACGAUUUAUUCGUCAAGAAAAGUGUCCGCCAUUGCGAUUUUCGAAAGUGUAAAGAAAGAAAUAAUCUAGAAAAAUUGUGAAUCGCGUUGCUCGGACAUCCGAACGAAGAUGAUUCGCGUCAUGGAAAGACGCGGCACAAUCAUGAAAGCAGCGGGAUGAUACUCGCGCAAGGAUCUGUGUUCCAACCGUCCGUGCUCUCACAAUAUUCUGAAGCGACGUGUUUCCGCAAAGCCUGAAAGAUGUCUUUGGGACAACGCAUUUCCGGCGCUGUUGCGGUUCUUCGAGGAACCUCGACGGAAGCCAAAGAAGGCGGUCACACGUCACAUGCGGAAGAGAUCGAAAAGACGACGUCCGAGGAAAAGAUCGAGGUCGAAAAACCGCGCAAAGCGACGGUCGAAGACAGAUUGCAGAUGGUGAUAGAAUGGAUGAAAGGUAACAUGCUCCUCGCACUGACCGUCGCUGGAGUUCUGGUCGGCCUAGGUCUCGGUUUUCUGGGUCGAUUGGCCGAUCUUUCGCCACAGUCCAUAAUCCUCGUCAGCUUCCCCGGAGAGAUCCUUAUGCGAAUGCUCAAGAUGUUCAUCUUGCCACUCAUCAUUUCGUCGCUCAUCUCCGGAAUGGCGCAAUUGGACGUUCAGAGAUCGGGUAGAAUAGGCCUCAGAGCGCUAACGUAUUACUCGGUGACGACCAUACUAGCCGCUAUUGUGGGCAUUGCGAUGGUGCUGAUGAUCCAUCCGGGCAAUCCGCAGAUCAAAACCACGGUUGCGGCUGUGGUAAAGACCGAGGAGACGAAAGUCUCAACUCUGGACGCGAUUCUCGACAUAAUUCGAAACAUGGUGCCGGAAAAUCUGGUGCAAGCGUGCUUCCAGCAGGUUCAAACAUCAUACGUGAAGAAGAAGAUAGUUGUGUUCGGCACGAACAAGACCGAUUACAUGAUGCAACCGAUUUUGGUUUACAAGGACGGCACGAAUGUGAUGGGCAUGAUCGUGUUUUGCAUCAUCUUCGGCGUGCUCUCGGGCCAGAUCGGUCCGCGCGGUAAACUGAUGGUAGAUUUCUUCGUGGUGCUGAACGAGAUCAUCAUGAAGCUCGUCUCGAUAGUCGUCGUCUGGUAUUCCCCGUUCGGAAUUAUGUGUCUGAUAGCUGGAAAAAUCAUGUCGAUUACAAAUCUAGCGGCGACCGCUCAGAUGUUAGGUCUUUACAUGGUGACAGUUGUGUUGGGCCUGAUGAUCCACGCUAUCAUCACGCUGCCAACGAUCUACUGGUUUAUAACACGAAAAAAUCCAGCGGUGUUCUUCAGAGGCAUGAUGCAAGCCUGGGUUACAGCGCUGGGCACGGCUUCGAGCGCAGCGACCUUGCCCUUAACUUUCCGUUGUCUCGAGGAAAACAACAAGAUCGAUCCGCGAGUGACACGCUUCGUCGUAGCUGUAGGUGCUACCGUGAAUAUGGAUGGGACAGCCCUUUACGAAGCCGUAGCCGCGAUCUUCAUCGCGCAAUUGAAUGGGAUCUCGUUGGGAUUCGUUGAAAUAAUUACUGUCAGCCUUACAGCUACCUUGGCGAGCGUGGGGGCCGCAAGCAUCCCCAGUGCCGCAUUGGUCACCAUGCUUCUGGUGUUGACUGCCUUGGGUCUUCCCACGAACGACGUUUCUCUAUUAUUUGCUAUCGAUUGGAUGCUGGAUCGAAUCAGGACAUCGAUCAAUGUUUUGGGCGAUGGUUACGGAGCUGGGAUAGUUUAUCAUUUGAGCAAAGCGGAACUGGAUAAAAUGGACGAGGAGCGAAGAUUGGAGAAUUUAGAAACUGGAACUUUCCCUCCCGACAUUCCUCUUCAACCGCCUGUUACUGAAAGCUGUCAACAAGAAGAGAUAGCGGAACAAACUUCUGAAACAAAAGUUUAAAAUCUCUAAGAACUUUCUCGAUACAGUCAAUUCGCAAAAAUAUCACUGUGCGCCAGUAUAUUUGUACGAUAUGAUUGACUUUCACUGCCGAGAGAUCGUGCUCCUUCUUCGUAAUUUAAGUUUUAUCAAUAAUUUCGAAAAAUUACUUGUGUGUACCUAUUAAUAAAUAAAUAUAAUAAUAUGUAAAAUAUACAGUAACAUAAUAAUAAGUAAAAUAUGUAAUUACAUAUCAAGAUGUGCUAUAGAUGUACACAAAUUUUUAUUUAUAAUAGUAUAUAUAAAUAUACAACUCUCUCUGUUUGUAGCGCGUUAAUGAGGAUGGAUUAAAGAGUUACAUUUUUUGAAAUAGAGAAUAUGAGCAUAUUCAGUACAAAGUAUAAUGAAAGUUUAUAUAUCAAUUUAUUUUUUGUCUUAUAUAUAUUUACAUAUAAGAGAAAGUGUUUUACUGUAUGUACUCUUUUAAUUCUCAAAAACUAAUAACACAAGAAUACCAAAAAGAUGUACAGUAAAAUGUAGGAUAUGUAGAGAGAAAGCGUGUAAGGUAUUGUAUCCGAUAGAAAAUAUUUAUAUAUAUAUUGAAGAAAUAUAUAUUUAUGAAUAAUUUAAGAUUCUCUUGUAACAUUCUUUUUGUGUGAUUAAAAACAAUAGCAAUUUACUAUUUACACAAAUGUGUGUUCACAUGUUGCACAUACAAAUAUAUAACUUACCGAGAACUCUGACUAUAUAUAAAUGUAUAAUAAAAUAAAAAAAUGAUACACAUUCUCCCAAUCAAG